Molecule: messenger RNA, 3339 nt
Organism: Peromyscus eremicus (cactus mouse)
Lineage: Eukaryota; Metazoa; Chordata; Mammalia; Rodentia; Cricetidae
Product: UDP-N-acetylglucosamine--peptide N-acetylglucosaminyltransferase 110 kDa subunit-like
Exons: 1
Coding region: 121-3231 (1036 amino acids)
Biological process (GO): protein O-linked glycosylation
Molecular function (GO): protein N-acetylglucosaminyltransferase activity; protein binding
Source: RefSeq, a predicted model, not a curated record
CCUUCUAAAACACGGAUACGGCUGCUGCCCAUUUCCUGCUACCUCUAGAAACACUCUUGCCAGUAGUGGCGGCAGUAGAAGUCAACUACCCACUGCUUGCUCUGUCUCAAGAAGCUCCAGAUGGCGUCUUCUGUGGGCAACGUGGCCGACAACACAGGGCUAGCUGAGUUGGCACAUCGCGAAUAUCAGGCAGGAGAUUUUGAGGCAGCUGAGAGACACUGCAUGGAGCUCUGGAGACAAGAGCCUGAAAAUAUUGAUGUUCUUUUAUUACUUUCAUCUAUACACUUUCAGUGUCGAAGGCUGGACAGAUCUGCUCACUUUAAUACCUUGGCAAUUAAACAGAAUCCUCUUCUAGCAGAAGCCUAUUCAAAUAUGGGGAAUGUGUACAAGGAAAGAGGGCAGUUUCAGGAAGCAAUUGAACAUUAUCGACACUCCUUGCGGCUCAAGCCUGAUUUUGUUGAUGGCUAUGUUAAUCUGGCAUCAGCCUUGGUAGCAGUAGGUGACAUGGAAGGAGCAGUACCAGCUUACGCAUCAGCUCUUCAGUACAAUCCCGAUUUGUACUGUGUUCGCAGUGACCUGGGGAACCUGCUCAAAGCCCUGGGUCGCUUGGAAGAAGCCAAGGCAUGUUAUUUGAAAGCAAUUGAGACACAACCAAACUUUGCAAUAGCUUGGAGUAAUCUCGGCUGUGUUUUCAAUGCACAAGGGGAGAUUUGGCUGGCAAUUCAUCACUUUGAAAAGGCUGUCACCCUUGACCCAAAUUUUCUGGAUGCUUAUAUCAAUUUAGGAAAUGUUUUGAAAGAAGCACGCAUUUUUGACAGAGCUAUGGCAGCUUAUCUUCGUGCCUUAAGUUUGAGCCCAAAUCACGUGGUCGUGCAUGGCAACCUGGCUUGUGUGUACUAUGAACAAGGCCUAAUAGCCCUGGCCAUCGAUACCGGCAGGCGAGCUAUAGAACUGCAGCCACAUUUCCCGGAUGCUUAUUGCAACCUAGCAAAUGCUCUCAAAGAGAAGGGCAGUGUUGCUGAAGCAGAAGAUUGUUAUAACACAGCUCUUCGUCUGUGUCCUACCCAUGCAGACUCUUUGAAUAACCUCGCCAAUGUCAAACGGGAACAGGGCAAUAUUGAAGAGGCAGUCCGCCUAUAUCGCCAAGCAUUAGAAGUCUUCCCAGAGUUUGCUGCUGCACAUUCCAAUUUAGCAAGUGUACUGCAACAACAGGGAAAGCUGCAGGAAGCAUUGAUGCAUUAUAAGGAAGCCAUAAGAAUCAGUCCGACAUUUGCUGAUGCUUAUUCUAAUAUGGGAAACACUCUAAAGGAGAUGCAGGAUGUUCAGGGAGCCUUGCAGUGUUAUACUCGUGCCAUUCAGAUUAAUCCUGCCUUUGCAGAUGCACACAGCAAUCUGGCUUUCAUUCACAAGGAUUCGGGGAAUAUCUCAGAAGCAAUAGCUUCUUACAACACAGCUCUGAAAUUUAAGCCUGACUUUCCUGAUGCAUAUUGUAACUUGGCUCAUUGCCUACAAAUUAUCUGUGAUUGGACAGAUUAUGAUGAGCGGAUGAAGAAACUGGUUAGUAUUGUAGCUGAGCAGCUGGAGAAGAAUAGACUGCCUUCUGUGCAUCCUCAUCAUAGUAUGCUGUACCCUCUUUCUCAUGGCUCCAGGAAGGCUAUUGCAGAGAGGCAUGGGAAUCUCUGCUUGGAUAAGAUUAAUGUCCUUCAUAAACCACCAUAUGAACAUCCAAAAGACUUGAAGCUCAGUAAUGGAAGAUUGCGUGUAGGAUAUGUGAGUUCUGACUUUGGGAAUCAUCCUACUUCUCACCUUAUGCAGUCUAUUCCAGGCAUGCACAAUCCUGACAAAUUUGAGAUAUUCUGCUAUGCCCUGAGCCCAGAUGAUGGUACAAACUUCCGAGUGAAGGUGAUGGCAGAAGCCAACCAUUUCAUUGAUCUCUCUCAGAUUCCAUGCAAUGGGAAAGCAGCUGACCGCAUUCACCAGGAUGGAAUUCACAUCCUUGUAAAUAUGAAUGGGUAUACCAAGGGUGCUCGAAAUGAGCUCUUUGCUCUCAGGCCAGCUCCUAUUCAGGCAAUGUGGCUGGGAUACCCUGGGACUAGUGGUGCACUGUUCAUGGAUUAUAUCAUCACUGAUCAGGAAACUUCCCCAGCUGAAGUUGCAGAGCAGUAUUCUGAGAAACUGGCUUACAUGCCCCAUACUUUUUUUAUUGGUGAUCAUGCUAAUAUGUUCCCUCACCUGAAGAAAAAAGCAGUCAUCAAUUUUAAAUCCAAUGGACACAUUUAUGACAACCGGAUAGUUCUGAAUGGCAUCGAUCUCAAAGCAUUUCUUGAUGGUCUACCAGAUGUGAAGAUUGUCAAGAUGAAAUGUCCUGAUGGAGGUGACAAUGCAGACACCAGUAACACAGCUCUUAAUCUGCCUGUCAUUCCCAUGAAUACGAUUACAGAAGCAGUUAUUGAAAUGAUUCACAGAGGACAGAUUCAGAUAACCAUUAAUGGAUUCAGUAUUAGCAAUGGACUGGCAACUACACAGAUCAAUAAUAAGGCUGCAACUGGAGAGGAAGUUCCCCGUACCAUUAUUGUAACCACCCGUUCCCAGUACGGGCUACCAGAAGAUGCCAUUGUGUACUGUAACUUUAAUCAGCUAUAUAAAAUUGACCCCUCUACCCUGCAGAUGUGGGCAAAUAUUCUGAAACGUGUACCUAAUAGCAUGCUCUGGCUGUUGCGUUUUCCAGCAGUAGGAGAAUCCAAUAUUCAACAAUAUGCACAAAAUAUGGGCCUUCCCCAGAACCGAAUCAUUUUUUCACCCGUGGCUCCUAAGGAGGAGCAUGUCAGGAGAGGUCAACUGGCUGAUAUUUGCCUGGACACUCCCUUAUGUAAUGGGCACACCACAGGGAUGGAUGUUCUCUGGGCAGGAACACCCAUGGUGACUAUGCCAGGAGAGACUCUUGCCUCUCGAGUUGCAGCUUCUCAGCUUACUUGCCUAGGAUGUCUUGAGCUCAUUGCUAAAAACAGACAAGAAUACGAAGACAUAGCUGUAAAACUGGGAACAGAUCUAGAAUAUCUGCAGCAAAUCCGUAGCAAAGUCUGGAAACAGAGACUAUCUAGCCCUCUGUUCAACACCAAACAAUACACAGUGGAAUUAGAGCGACUGUAUCUGAAGAUGUGGGAGCAUUAUGCAGCUGGAAACAAACCUGACCACAUGAUUAAGCCUGUUGAAGUCACUGAGUCAGCCUGAAUAAAGACUGCACACAGGACAAUUACCCCUAUACCUGAGCCUCAACCUUCUGGGGGAAAGGGAACUAGAUAAGAUGCUUUGUGUUUAUCUGUACAGCACUGUGUUGCA